This is a messenger RNA of Haliotis rubra (blacklip abalone), 1570 nucleotides long. RefSeq lists its product as uncharacterized. NCBI's taxonomy places the organism in Eukaryota, Metazoa, Mollusca, Gastropoda, Lepetellida, Haliotidae. The record is from RefSeq and is a predicted model, not a curated record. The transcript has 4 exons. The coding region runs from base 93 to 929 and encodes 278 amino acids.
AUGUAGUCAGUGACACACAUACAGAUGAAACUGAAUCCUCCAGCGACCUGCCAACAUGUCUUGCGGUUAUAAAAGACGGGUUAUCUAAUACCAUGAGAUACGAGUGGAUAUCGUGCCAGACACCCCAAGGAUUCAUUUGCAGUGUUGGUUUGACGGAAAACAUCGGAAUCACGGGUAUCAGUUGGACUGGAAUGUACAUUGGUAUAGGUAUUGGGUGUGCGUUAAUUGUGACUGCCAUCUGCGUUCCAAUCCUCAUGAAAAGACAGAAAGUCAUGUGUUUCAAGCGUAAAGAGGGGGAUCAGCAAGUGCAAUUCCACUCAGGAAGAACGCCAAACGGUGUGGAUAUUCACAGUACGCCUGAAAGCUCAGAAUAUUGUGUCAUAGAUCAACAUGAACAAAGGCUCACAUCAUCUGUGUCACCAGAAGUUUAUAACGUCCUGUCAGGAACAACAAAACAGAAGAGUAAGAGGACCUGUAUAAAGCCCUACAGUCACAUUUCCGGACCUGGGAAACACACGAAGUACACAGGAGACUAUGACACGACAGAGUCUGUGCUGCACAGAGGAGACUGGUGUCGUGGAGCUACUGGAGGGUACAGCGCUACGCCUUCCAGUGUAGAGCAGCAAGAUGAACACAGUCAUCUCCUGGACGUACAGGAGUCUGAGGAGGAUCAGUACAACGUCCACGGCAAGCAGGUCUCUUCACGAGAUGGUUCUAGUCACGCUGGUAUCUACAACCGCAUAGGCACAGAGAAGGGACAUUAUGACCUAACGUUAAAUUUGCACGUAAAGAAAGCCAUAAGAACUGACUCGUACAGUCACAUUAGUAGGCCUAACAUGUGUUCGGAGGGUGGACAAUACGAUGCUGUUAGCACAACAGAAAAUGAGAACGCACAAGGUGAUACCUAUAACCAUAUUGGUUUGGAUUAAAACAACUUAAAGUAGACGUAUGUUUACUAUUAAAAUAUAUAUUUAUGGCGUCGACUUUGACCUUGGUUAUAAUUAGGAGAUAAACGUACUGUGUUUGGAAAUUAGAUGAAUGUUAGACCGAAUUGAUAGUCUCUAAAUUUCAUUUGAAGCCGAACGCGUAGCGUGUGUAUGUUAAUUGCGCCAAACGGCCAAUCCAAAGUCAUGAAAUCUUUGGAAAUGUCCAUGUAGCGUCGUUUGCCUUUAUUGAUUAAAACAUGUGCAGGUUGUGUGCGUAUUAUGUAAAUUUUACAAACGAUUCAAAGCAAAAAGGAUCAAUGGUACAUCUGUUUUUAUUGCAAACGUAGCUCGUUAGGGAAAUCGGUCAAUAACGUUUAAGGAUCUGUUUGAUUAAUCCAGGUUUAGGUAUUGGGGCUACUAUACCAUCACGGUGUGAGUGUGAGACAUACUAAUUUAGAUAGAUCAGAUAGUGUGGUUCUGUUUCAAGUUAUCAUCAAUGCUUAAAGAUUCAAAUUAAAAUGGGAUGUAUGGCAGGAAUGUUACCGUUCAAUUCCAAACUCACAUUCCAUACAUAAGUCUUCAACUUCAAGCGACCUCAACAAUUUUUGCCAGAUUAAAAUAACACAGCUGUUACAACGAUUCGA